Molecule: messenger RNA, 3375 nt
Organism: Glarea lozoyensis ATCC 20868
Lineage: Eukaryota; Fungi; Ascomycota; Leotiomycetes; Helotiales; Helotiaceae
Product: Cysteine-rich
Exons: 3
Coding region: 1-3375 (1124 amino acids)
Biological process (GO): regulation of Rab protein signal transduction
Cellular component (GO): cytoplasmic vesicle
Source: RefSeq, a predicted model, not a curated record
AUGGAUACCACAUCCGCCCCUCUGGCCGAUUAUUUCUGGAUCGCCGGAAUCGAUUCACUUUCGUACAGCGAUCCGGUCUCGUGGUCCCAGAAUACCGCACAUCAGACAAACCUGCCAGUCAAUCCCCCCUCGCCGAGUUUCGAUGCCACGAUAGAGGAAGGAGGCGAGAGUGAAGGGGAUACUCCUACGACUUCACCGACGAGCAAGGAGAAUAGGACGCCGAGAGCUCAGGCAAGACAUUCGAGGCAGAAUUCCUGGAACCGGUUGAGCAAGCUCACGAACGACUCGAGGAAUUCGAUUGGCGCUCUCGAGGAGUUGGACAACACAUCACGCAGUAAUCGCAGCAGUAUCACAGUAAAAGGCGUGCCAGCUUCGAACGGGACCAAUGGGAGCUCAAAUGGAAACAGCAAUGGAGCGAGUGGCGGGUUACUGGGAGACUUCGAUUUCGAUAGCGCCUUGAUUAAAUUCGCACAUGAGAGAGAACACUUUCUGGACGAUCUGAGCUUUUCUGCUGGCGCUCCUCCUCAGAGGCCAAAUGGAUCUUCAGCUAUACGAUCUCCAACAGUGAAAAUAGCAGAUGUCGCAAAUGGUCAAUCCACUAAGAGGAAUCAGCUUAAGUCCGUUGGUGGGAGUAUUAGGAGGAGGAUCAGCUUUAGGGACAUGAACAGCAUGAAGAGACAGCCAACCACGACCCAGGCUAAACGUACAUCCUCCGUACGUACCUCGAAACGAAUGAGCAAUUACAACUCAGUUAUUCCACCGCCAGAACCUCUCAAUGCAGAUCCAGAAAUGCAUCCUCUGAAAAGACGAUUCGAGCCAGUCUUACUAGACAGAUACCCACCUAAAAGCGCUACGGACGAAUUGAAGCGGAGAGGUAGGUUCCCAGACUAUGUACCUAUGUUUGCGUUUCCGAAUGACAUCUUGAUUAUGUCUGGCGAUGAGCGGCCAAGAUCUACGUGGCAUGGGUUCACAAUGACUUCAGACGACAAUUCCAAAAUAUAUGGAAUUACCGUAAUUGUAUGGAUGCCUUUAAACCAGGACGCCGCUGCGGAUAUCGAAAGGCGAUGCGAGCUAUGGAGGCAGAAUCACAUGUCCGAUGAAGAAAGGGAACUAGCUGUAAGUCUUGGUGGAAGACUUGCUGGUGAGCGAGCAAAGUUGUCACAAUUAUUGGCAAAAUUGCCCAGCGUUGUAUCUGGAUCAGAUGCCAGAGAGGCUCUCGAAGACGAAAUUAGUGCUGUCGAAGAGAAAAUUGCCUUAAUGACUGAUAUGUUACGGCCUGUACGCCACGGAGCAGCUUCGAAAAUCGAUGGCUUGACUGACGGAGACACUGGAUUAUGGACACCAAGAGCGUAUGGUAUUCUUGGACGAGAUCCAAGUAUGACUAGCUUUUGGAAGGAAUGGUUAAGAGCUGUUGUUGUCCCAAUGACAGAUGGAGGAGUUCUUCGGAUUCCACCAAGCUCUCCUAAGAUUGGGAGAUGGCAGCCUUUGGAGAGAUAUGUGGUCAACUUAUGUACCGAGGCCUUGAGCCCUAUAUCUUCAAAAACCCAGGUCGAGCUUGCAGUCAGAGAAUUGCGAAUGUUUGCUCGGAAAGAGGCUGCUAACGAACUUCCCGAAUCGCGCAAUACAGACUUGUACGCACUCUUCAGAGCGCUCACAAUUCCCAACAUUGUGACUUUGUUCGAAUGCGCGUUAGCCGAAUCUAGGAUCAUUUUGCUAUCAUCUCACACAGCGAUGUUAUACUUGGCAAGCAAGGCUCUGGCGAGUUUACUGUAUCCCUUGAAGUGGGCAAGUAUCUUCAUUCCAGUCUUACCUGCACGAUUAAUUUCUGCCCUUGAGGCCCCUUGUCCAUAUAUUGUUGGUGUGGAAAGAAGAUAUGAGAAUCUGGAAUGGCCCGAGGAUGACGUUGUGCUGGUCGACCUGGACCAGGACGAUAUCAUGUUGAGUGCACCAGUCACAGAACUUCCACGACAACAGCGACGGAAACUUAUAUCACUCCUCCAGUUAGCAGCUCCUCAUCAUAAUCGAUGUGGAGUUCCUGUUGGUCCACCAGCAUAUGCCGUCGAAACCUUCCCCUACGAUGCCUUCUCAUCAGAAAAUGAGGCAAUCUUCACUCAAAAAGCUCAGCCAAGUUCAUUGUCAAAACACGUCACACAGCCAUCGGCAACUUUUGGAGACUCUGAUCAAUCGCAGGAAAAGAAGACACAAGUCUACAAUGCCUUCCUACAGUCAAAGAACGAUCAUACCAGGGUAGACCGUCCCUCCACGAGCAAGUCGAGUAGAACCAGUCCUCCCUCAUCGGUAUCACCAAUCUCAGGGAGCUUCCCGCCUAUGCCGACGACACCCACAUCUAGUCGUAAUGACUCUGGCUUUGCUCUUUCUGCCACACUUCGGGAAAAGAGGUCUGGUCAUUUCGAUGGAACGUCAAGACGAAGCUCUUCGUUUGGUGUUGACAGACAUCCAACUCUCCACCGGCCGACGAUGACGUUCUCUAAUGGUCAUCAACCUAGCUACUCCACAUCUGCCCUCUCGAUCGAUGCGAAAUCUAUGUAUGGAUAUGCACCAUCAUCAUACGCCGCUUCGACUCUCGCAGCGUCGACCAUUAUGCCCAAUAUGCUCAUGCAGCCGAUCCGAAACACCGAAACAACUUCUUGGAUCGAAGGACAUUGCAUGUCGUGGGCACGCAGUGAUAGCUCUUCCGUCUGUUCUAUUUGCGAUGAACGUUCCGACGGUGACGGGAUGUACCAAUGUACCAGUUGUACUACUUGUACACACGGACGUUGUAUUGGCCAGAUCUCCUUGGUGUGUCCUGCCGCGUUCCACCCGGAUCGUGUACGAGCAGCUUUCGUACGUUGUUUCUCGAGUCUAUUUUACACGUACCGAAAGUAUCUUGGACGGCCGACCAAGGAGCAGAAGAGUAACGGUCAGCUGUACGGUUUUGAUAUGAAUGGCUUCAUUCGAAGUUUGCCUGGCGAACAGCAGGAGUAUCUUACGAUGCUGAAACAGACACAAGCUUUUAACGAGUUCAUACACGAAAGAGAGACCACGGCUUCGAACGCGCCUCAGAUUCAGUUAUUUGAUGGCAUCAUCCUUGCCAAGAAAUCUAGAGGUAGCAGAGCAUUCUUCUCCUCCAAGUCGUCCAAGCCGUCGUUCAUAGAGGAUAUCUCCGACCAUCUUUGGAGAAGCGCGGCGGUUCCAUCGCCCAACUCCAAGUUCCCAGGUGAUUACAGAAGUGUCGUGUCUAGAAUACCAGCACAACUUGAUCCGACCCUGAUGAGAGAGCCGAGAAGUAUUCAAGGUGCUCCAAGAAUUGAUAUGCCCGGUAAGCGGGUUGGGAGAAAGGCUGUUCCUAGUAUGCUAGGAAUUGGUCGAGAUUGA